Messenger RNA from Aspergillus ibericus CBS 121593, 1180 nucleotides. RefSeq names its product NmrA-like family protein. NCBI's taxonomy places the organism in Eukaryota, Fungi, Ascomycota, Eurotiomycetes, Eurotiales, Aspergillaceae. The record is from RefSeq and is a predicted model, not a curated record. Bases 90 to 968 code for a protein of 292 amino acids. The transcript is spliced from 4 exons.
CGCGGUCGUAAGGCCAAUAUCAAGCACAACUCUGCUAUCUGCUCUGUUCUUUUGAAGCAUCACUAUUAUAAUUUCCCUCUAACACUGCAAUGAAGGUAGGAAUCGCUGGCAUCACUGGCAAGUUUGCCCGGCUUCUGGCCACGCACCUCCUCGCGCAUGAAGGAGCCAGUAUCAAGGGAUAUUGUCGCACUCCGUCCAAGGUGCCCGAGGCCAUCCGCUCAUCUCCCCGGGUCGAAUUGACCCAAGGAGAAGCCUUUGACCGCGAGGCGGUGCGCUCCUUUGUCCAGGGCUGCGACGUCGUUGUCUGCUGCUACCUGGGUGACGACAAGCUGAUGGUCGAGGGUCAAAAGCUGCUCAUCGAUGCCUGUGAUGAGCUGCAGGUCACCCGUUACCUCUUCCUUAAGGAUCCUAUGAUUCAUGUCAAGGCAUAUCUGGAGACCAAGGCCAAUGUUGCUGGGGUUCAUAUUCUCAUUGGGGGCUUCAUGGAGCCGGUAUUGAGCCCUUUCUUCAACAUCCUUGACCCUAGCACGAUGACCUUUAGGUACUGGGGUGAGGGAGAUGAAGUCAUGGAGGGAACGACUUAUGAUGAUGCGGCCCGCUUCACAGCUGCUGUUGCCUUGGAUCCAAAUGCUACCGGAGUCCUUCGUUUUGUCAGUGGCCGUGCCAGCAUCCGCGAUAUCGCUCGCUCUUUUGAAAAGGUAUACGGCAUAAAGCCUUCUCUGGAAAGGCGUGGCUCGUUAGACGAGCUCUAUGAGCACAUGCACAACCUGCGAUCCGAAGACCCGCAAAAUGUUUACGGAUACAUGGCCCUCUUCUUCUACUACUAUUGGAUCAACGGCCAGACAUUUGUCGGGCCGCAGUUGGACAACGGCCGGUAUUCCGACAUCAAGCCUGUGGACUGGGAGGGAUAUAUGUCCAAGUGGCCGAUUGACCAGCUGCCCACAUCAUACUUUGCGCUGGGCAUGUAAGAGGCGUGGCUUGAAUCAGUCGUGGUGACGAUGUAUGUAAAGAAAAGUCAGAACCUAGAUAGGGCAUUAACGCGUCUCCAAUGUCACGGAAUAGCCAUUAUAUAAUGCCAGAAGAACGCUUCCGCGUUUGGAUAGAGAAUAGCAACAGACAAUCCGGGUACAGAUUGAAGCGCUAGGCGUUCUCUCCAGCUAUAACAUCAUUGAAGUUCAUU